GAAUAUGCUUCAGUCAUACUAAAAGCAUCUCAUCUUUCAGUAUGACUGAAGCAUGUUUCACCUUCAACAGCAUAACAACAAAACGACUGUAUAAUACAAAAGUUUGCUUCUGAAAAUAAUGCAUUGCAAACCUAAGAAAUACCUUUCACCACAGAAGCUUGCAUGGAUCUCCACAAAGUAGAACUGCUCACAGAUGGGACAGGCAGUCUAGUAACCCAGUAUUAAUAAAUACAUUAAAACUGUAUUUAAUAGUAUAUAAAACUAAACCUUUGCCUGAGGUUAGUGCUAAAGUAAAGUUCACAAGGUCACCAAAAUCAAUAAGGCUCAUUCAAAGAGAUGUGGACUGUUUUGCUCUUACUUUGACAUCAGAAUGUCAAAGGGGGGCUAUAUUUUUCAUAGCAAAAAAAGGUUCUAAUAUGCUCAUUAUGUGCUGUAAUACUACCGAAAAAAAUAAUGACGCGAUGUUUUUAAAAGAUCAGCUUAAAUGUGUGAUAUGAAUAAAUAAUGGUCAAAAACGUUUCGCACUAGCAAGUUUCACACUCUGGAGCAGAGCAGCGUCCACCGGUCACUCAAGUGGCCACGCCCUUAAUUAUGCAGAACUUUAAGGCUUAAUAUAAUUUAAACGGAUGAGUUAUAAAAAAAUUCACCCCCCUCACAGUUGUCAUGAAGGGCAAAAUUAGCUAUACAGAUCAAAAUCAUUUUUUGCACCAGGCUGUAAACGUUCUUUUCUGCUGUAAAGUUGGGCAUUUUAACAUGGGGAGUCUAUGGGAUUGACUCCCUUUUGCAACCAGCCUCCAGCGGCCAGUCGAUGAAUUGCAGUUUUAGUCACUUCCGUGUUGGCUUCACGAGAGAGAGCGGGAGGUUGCAGCUUGGGAAAAACACGAAUUUAUAUUCGCGCUGCUGUUAACUGAUCAGCGCCGCUGUCAGUUCGGUGGCGCCGGCGAACACGUCCUCUUGCGCUGUCCUCGGUCGCUCUUUAAUACAGCGCUGUUUCGGCCCACUUUUGGGAUUUUUGGCUUCCCAUAGAUAUCAGGGAUAACAGAGGGGAAAAGAAACAUGUAGCUCAUUGUUGUUGUUCUGCUGGCACGCCAAAAAUCAUCCCUGCCAUGGCUGCAGCUUCCCACUGAUAACACAGUAACUCUGGCAUUAUUCACAGUCGGGUUAUUAGCAGAGAACACAGAGCAGAACUUGAAUUUCGGCGCGGGAUUGUGGCUAUCAAUAAUAAUUCUACUCAUUUGCACGUGCUUUUGAGACUUGAGAACUCUCAUAAGGAGAGAGACUGCUUUUAAUAAUGAUUAAGGCAGUUUGCAAAUGUGAUAUUGAUUUAAUACAACAGAUCAAUAAACAAGUACUGCAUGAUUUUGCUCUAUAUCAUCAACGAAAAUAGUUCCAAAUAAAGUAACAGCUGAGCCGCUGUGCGUCUCUAAAAGCACAUUUAUAUUUAAAACAUUAAUGUCCACAUGAAUCUAUGAAUUUAAUUGCACUCAUGCCACCUCUGAGCCUCAUUAAACGUCUGAAAAUGUACCUACAAGCCACUUUUGGGUCACCUCUGUAGUACAAAUUAAUUUUUUUAUUAAUGCUAAUUUCAUAUGAUUGGUAACUUAUUUGUCUUAUUCUACUUCUUAUUAUAUUGUUUUAAAUAGAAAUUUUAAAAAGCUUAUAAACAUAAAUUUUUGAAUUUGACAGAUGAAAAUGAUGAAAGGUAAAAAGAAAAUACCCCUGUAAGUCAUUUUAAGGAGUCAAAUGUCACCUCGUAUUAGGAAGGCUAAUUUUUUAUUAUUAUUUUUUUUUUUUAUCAGAAUUUUGGAUUAUUGAUCAGAAGUGCUCCUAAAUUUUUUAAAUUAGGAGGACAAGCGCUCCUAAUUACAAGAAGAAAAACACGGAUCUUAAACUGGAUGUGUGACAGGUUUGGCAGUUAUCUUCCACUUCGAGAGCUCAGAACUGUCCGUCCUGACUGCGUUUAUUUCACUCCUCCCCUCACUGCAGCCGCCUGCUCUCGCCUACAUUUCAGACAUUGGCUGUAUAUGGGACACCAAAUUACAGAUUUUUUUUUCUCUUUUAAUCAGGUGAGGAAUUGAAUUAAUAAAUAUAAUUUGAAUAUAUUUUUAUUAGACUAAAAUGGUCAAAGUUUCAACUUUAUAUUUUAUUACAAGAUAAUGACUAACUUUUACUUGUGUAGCUUUUGCUUCUCACAAACAUGUGAACUGAUUCUACAGUAGUGUUAUUGAAGAAUUUCUUUAAAUUCUUUUGUAAAAGUAAAAGUGAAACUUUCUUCAACUGUUCUCUUCAGGUAAAAAAUGUCAAACACAAAUGGCUCAUCGCUGUUCCGUCUGGGUUUCGUAGUGACGAUGGCAGGUGUCAUCUCUCUGGGCGCUGUGUUUUUCUGGUUCUCACCUUCAAACAACUGUCCACCUCCAGCUUUUAGACCAGACCAAAAAUCACAGAUCAACUGUGCCAAGAGCAACAACUCUGAUAAAGCAGAGGACAACUCUCUUACUGAUAAAGCAGAGGAGAAACCUAUACUUCUGUUAUGGGUUUGGCCUGAAAAUUAUAGGUUUGAUUUCAGUGACUGCAAAAAAUUGUACAAUAUUGAUAAUUGUCAUCUGACGGAUGAUAGAACUCUGUACAACGACGCAGAUAAUGUCAUCGUUUAUCACAGAGACAUCCGCUGGGAUCUGUCCAACAUUCCUCCAUCUCCUCGUCCUCCGUUCCAGAGGUGGAUUUGGUUGCAUUUGGAAUCACCAACCAACACCAAAAGGAUACCAGGUCUGGAAAACCUGUUCAAUCUCACUCUCAGCUACAGACAGGACGCUGAUAUUCCUGUACGGAUGCGCUUAAUGACCAGGAAGAAACCUAAUGAGGAUUUUGUGAUUCCCAAAAAGGACAAACUGGUGUGUUGGAUUGUAAGUAACAACGAUCCCUCAACUGGUGUCGACACAAGAAACAUUUUUUACAGAGAAUUCAGUAAAUACAUACAAGUGACUUUGUUUGGAAAGGCUUAUGCAAGGUUCCUGGAUUAUAAUGAUUACUAUCCAACCCUGGCUAGCUGCAAAUUUUACCUGGCCUUUGAAAACUCCAUCCACAAGGACUACAUCACUGAGAAGAUAAACGGGCCGCUCGCAGCAGGUACCGUCCCUGUGGUGUUGGGUCCUCCGAGAAGAAACUAUGAAAACUUUGUUCCUGCUGAGUCCUUCAUUCAUGUCAAUGACUUCCCUGAUGCAAAGUCACUAGCCGAAUAUCUGCUUCAGCUGGACAAGGAUGAAGAUGCAUAUCGCAGGUACUUUAACUGGAGGAAACAUCUCACUCCAAGUCCUCAUUUAAUAUUACAGACACAAGAGUUUAUUCUGGGUAUAUGCACUGCCUGUGACCAUGUAGCACGACACAAGGAAUAUAAAGAAGCUCACGAUCUCUAUGAUUGGUAUUUUAAUUAAAGUCUCCUCAGGUUUUCUUACAUCAUCAGUUACUGACUACAACGUUUAUGAAAUAGAUUAUAUUUUAUAUGAAUUGUUACUUAUAUGCAAAAUCUGAUAUUAGAUUUUGAUACUGUUUUGGUGGAAGUAUUUUUAAUAAAUCAUUGCUUAUGGAUGACCUGGUAAUUAAGUGAAGAUGCUUGUACUUUUGUUCGUUUUAUUUUACAUUCCAGCUCUAAACGUGCUCUUUUCGUAAUUGCUUGUGUUUUUUUUUUUUUAAUUCAUUUGUAAAUAACUCUUGAUAACAUUAUAUGGUGAAGAAAUACAUGGAAAUAUUUGUAUGCUGCUUUAUUAUGUUUAUGAACACACUCAUUUGGUCAGUACCAGCCAAUAAUAAAUGCACAGCAUUCAUUGUUUUUGACAGAACUUGAGGCUGAUUCAGGUGUGUUAGAUUUGGUUUUAACCACAUCUCCAUCCUCAUGACAUGCUGGCUUUAUGUCACUGUUGGGUAAACCCGCAGACAUUGAUUAACUAGUUUAGGUGUGUGCCUGAAAUUUUUCUGUGUCAGUUUGAGAUUUGUCUCGCAGAACGUCUAGGAAAUCAGGCUGUGCGUUACUCAUUUUCAUUUAGAGCCGGUGAUUUCCAUCGGCUAUUGGUGAUGCAACAAGCAGACACUAUACUAGCUUUGUUUACAUGCACAGAACAUAUUUUAUAAAUAGACCCUCAGGCAAUCCCAGAUGUCGGUGACUUUUUCUUCAGUAGAACAGUAAAGAAGAUUUUUAUAUGAAAGGGUGAUCCUUGGUGAUACACUGCACAUCUGUGGCUGGAGGUUUUUGAAAAAAAAACAUACAGACAAGAUCAAAUUAAUACUACAGUGAUUGUUUUGCUUCAUUAGGUCUCAAUGUGUUAUCAGGAGCCACUGCUAAUUUGGUCUUGUCUGUAUAUGUUUUUUGACUCUCAAAAACCGGCAGCUAGAGACGUGCAGUUUGUGAAUUGCUAAAGACAACUGUAUCACCUAAAAAUCUCCUUUACUGUUCUAAUGAAGAAAAAAGUCACCUACAUCUUGGAUGGCCUGAGGGUGCGUUAAUUAACAGCAAAUUUUCAUUUUUGGGUUCACUAUUCCUUUAAGCCUGCAUGUUUAGUAUGUAUGACACAUGUUAUGCAGAUUGAUAUAAACUAAAGGCUAUUAUGUAUUGUAAUGUGUGUGUUUUUAGUGAGUGAUAGACACCAGUUAAUAAUUUUCUUAAACUUAGUAUACAAUGUAAUAACUAGUUCCACAGCAAUUUCUUAUGAUGCCCAAAUAGUAAAUCUUAGUUGAGGUAACAUAAGGAACACAUGGAGUAAAUGGUUCAAUUUUAAUUGACAAUAUUUGCUGUAGUUUUCUAAAUGUUCAAACAAAAACAUUUUAGUUGAAUGAACUAUAAAACUAGUUCAGUGAAGGUUGAGCCUGCUAAAAAAAUAACAACUCAGGCAACACUUUGAAGUCAGAAAUUGACUGAACGUAACAUUUCUGUGGAACUAGUUACUAAAUAAUUAGUUGAAGCAGCUUGAAAUUUUUUUACAGUGUAGUGAUACUGUUUGUACCAAGUAUAAAUAGCAGUAAAUUGCAUCUUUUGUGUGAAUAGUGAUAAAUGCUGUUCACACAAAGUAUGCAUGGAAGUAAAAUUCUGUUUGUUCUAAAGUUAAAAUAUCUCAGCAAAGGUGGGCUUGGCCUUUCAGAUUAUGGGUGGCCUGGCCAUGAAACUGGUUAUUCAGGUUUAUGGGUUUCACAUGGUAUAGUCACACAACCUGUUUAAAUGACUGGUUUGUCUUGCGUUUUAUGACCUUAUAGCUGAUUGCACAGUCCAGUUUGUCCUGAAAAGACUUUUUUGACUAGGGUAAACGUACCCUAAAAUCAAACAACAAGGCAUUCAAUUUGUCAGUUAUAUAUUCAUAAUGAAGUGACAUUUAAGCACACUGCAACAUCUAUAGUCCACGUUCAGCUAAGUAACACAAAUUCAAAAAUCAAAUAAAACAAACCAAUAAAACAUUUAAUUCAUGGGGAUUAACACAGAAACUAGCCUCGUUUUUAAGGCUGGAGAACACUACACAAUUUUUGCCCCGAUUUUCCACAGAUUUACAGUCUGGAGAAGUUGAUGCUAGCUGCCAAAGCUCAUUAGAUUUGAGUCGACAGAAUCCAUAAAAAAUCCAUUAACUUAAACUGAUGGUUGUUUAUGACAUCUGUUUAUGAAGUAUUUACAUAGAAGUUCAAUGGGGAAGAGCUUAAAGAGAGCACACUGAGCUUAAUUAGAGCAGCAACAAUUUUUAAUAAAUUGCAUAUAAUAUUAUUAAAAUGACAGGAUUUUGCUAAAUAAAUAGCCUAGGUCAUGUAUUAAGUUCAUACAUAUUUUAUUAUGAACAACUAUUAUUAACAAUAUCUAUGAAAUGAUUCUUUUUCUUAUUGAUGUCACACUGAAGCUGUGUGAAUUUCAUAGUCGUGCACCCUUUAAGCUCACCUUACAAUAAUAUGAAACCUUUAAAAAUUACAGCACUGUAAAACCACAGACCAGCAAUAAACUUUUAAUUUAUAAUAUUAUGGAUGUAAAAGUACAAGGCAGUGAUGCCUGUGAAGUAGGGGUGUGCGAUAUAUCAUCUGCGAUAUUAUCGUAAUUGUUGUUUGAGCCAUUGCUAUCGUAUCGUCAAUGCAUCCGCCAUAUUUAUCCAGGCAAGACUGCUUUAAAAACAAAUGGAGGUAAACGGGGAGCUGCGGUUUUUCUGGAUAAAAACACGAUAACGUUUACAUUUAUCAUCCGAUUUCAGUGGUUUGUGACCUACAUGGACUUAAAAAUAACUCUGCCUCCAGUUAUUUAGUUAGGCUUGUGUUACCCGCCUCGAGUCUGGCAAGCCUGAGUGGGUAAGUUGCAUGUACAACACUUGCCAGCACUGUAGAAUAAUAAGAAGAGAUGAUGUGAGACACAAGUACUGGCUGUAGUCUUUGUCAAUGUUUAAUUGAUUCUGACUCAUUUCUUUGAUUUCAAUGCAUGAACAUUAUUAACAUAUUUAACUUUAAUUAACAACAAUUACUUGUUCUUUUCAACACAUUUCAAUAAAGACAGUUAGCUACAUCUUAAUAAAGGCCUUUCAAAAGUUAUUUGUUUUAAGUUGUAUAACACAUUACUAUCAAGCACAACACAUUCACCUUUUACAGUGUUUUCAAUCAAAUAUCCAGGAUUUCACAUCACCAUAACAUUCACGAAACAAUUAGUCUAACUUUUAAACUGUCGUACAGAUGAAUACGCUAUCCUCGUGUUUUACAGAUACGUCUCCAUUUUGGCUCGCAUACAUGCACCGCCAUUUUGGCUCUAGAUAACUUCCAGUUGCAAACGCAGAGUUAACUCGUUUAAACUUUCUCAUCCAAUAACAAACAACAUUACAAAAACAUCCAUGAACUCGUUUAACACGUACAUUUGAUCAUAUUUCACAUUGCAUUUACAUAUUUGUCCCUCUUAUGUCUGAUACGACUCAUUAUUACAAAACAGUCUUACUCUGUAAUCCAACAAAAAUGAACACAUACAUCUUUGAAAUACAGUGUAUUAUUACAUUAGUUGCACUUAGUUUUUGAAUCGAUUUUGCUCACCUGUAGAAUAAUAAGAAGAGAUGAACUAACACGCCACUACAUCAAAGUUAUCAAUGGCAAAUGUUAUAUAUGCAGUGUCUUACACCACAGUUUGUCAGCGGGAAACUAAAAAAAAAAAUUUAAAAAUUGUGAUUUUCUUUCUCAUUCGGACACAGACAAACAAGUCCGGUGAUUUUUGUCUUUUAAACCAGAAAGACGGCUGACAGAUCUAACCGCCACAGAAAAUAAAGCAACAGGUAGACAAACCCACCCAUUCACAAAGGCAGCGUGGAGUGCUUGGAUGAAUGAAUGAAUUAAUGCAUUUAUAAAGCGCUUUAUUGUGUA
Molecule: messenger RNA, 7350 nt
Organism: Onychostoma macrolepis
Lineage: Eukaryota; Metazoa; Chordata; Actinopteri; Cypriniformes; Cyprinidae
Product: 4-galactosyl-N-acetylglucosaminide 3-alpha-L-fucosyltransferase 9-like
Exons: 3
Coding region: 2298-3431 (377 amino acids)
Cellular component (GO): membrane
Molecular function (GO): alpha-(1->3)-fucosyltransferase activity
Source: RefSeq, a predicted model, not a curated record